Molecule: messenger RNA, 342 nt
Organism: Adineta ricciae
Lineage: Eukaryota; Metazoa; Rotifera; Eurotatoria; Adinetida; Adinetidae
Source: the annotation of a GenBank genome assembly
AUGCCUUAUUUAACUGUACAAACCAACGUUGCUGACAGUCAGAUCACAAAUGAUUUUCUCAAGCAAUUGAGUGCUAAAGUGGCUGAAGUUGUUGGCAAGCCAGAACAAUACGUUGUUAUUCACGUUUCCGGUGGUCAAAAGCUUUUCUUCGCAGGAACAAACGAUCCAGCGGCAAUUAUGGAAUUGGCUUCGAUUGGUCUAUCAUCUGGUCAAACUGCGAACAUUAGUAACGCCAUCAUGAGUUUUUUUGAAGAGAAACUUUCGAUUAAAACAAGCCGUAUCUAUAUAAAAUUUACAAAUGUUGCAGGAAACAUGAUGGGUUGGAAUAAAGGAACAUUUUAA